Chrysemys picta bellii (western painted turtle) is the source of this 1448-nucleotide messenger RNA. Lineage: Eukaryota; Metazoa; Chordata; Testudines; Emydidae. The record is from RefSeq and is a predicted model, not a curated record.
CCUUUCACCCACUCCUUUAAACAAACCCUUUUCUCUGUAUGUGGGGGGGGAAGGGGGCAUUUGAUUACCCCCUGCUUCCCCAUGUACCUCAUCUCUCCAGAUUUUGCCAUUUCUCUCCAUUGAAGGAGAUGGCUUGCCUCAAAAGCUUUGCUCAUAUCACAGAUGCCUUUGUUUGAAGUCAGCGUGUUCAGUUUAUCAUCACACUUGUGAAAGUCAGUCUGAAAAAAAAGGCUAUGGAUUCCUCAUGUGCAGUCUAUAGCACCCUCCUUAGCCCAUCCAGAGCAAAGGGCUGGUCCAAGCCCCAAUAUGACCACAAAGUGAUCUUUGAAUAAAAGACAGAGCUUGGUUUGAGAAGGUAAAACUAAACCUUCCUGGGAGCAAGACGCUUUCGGGUGAACAGUAAAGAGGCUGGCAGCUCCACCAAGCAACUAGGAACUGGGAUUCUGCUAACAGCACAAGAGAAGACGUUGGUUAACUUACAUAAGAAUGACCAUACUGGGUAAGACCAAAGGUCCACCUUGCCCAAUAUCCUGUCUUCCAACAGUGGCCAAUACCAGGUACCCCAGAGGCAAUGAACAUAACAGAGGACUCCAGUGUCUCACAAAGUGAUUGAGAAAAGAAGGAGGGAUCGGAUCAAUCGCUGCCUCAAUGAAUUGGGGAAGACCGUGCCAAUGGCUUUGGCAAAACAGAGCUCUGGGAAGUUAGAGAAAGCUGAGAUCCUGGAAAUGACUGUUCAGUAUCUGCGAGCCUUGCAUUCGGCAGAUUUCCCCCGUGGCAGAGAAAAGGCAGAGCUUCUAGCUGAGUUCGCCAACUAUUUUCACUAUGGAUACCACGAGUGUAUGAAGAAUCUAGUCCAUUACCUGACCACAGUGGAACGGAUGGAGACCAAAGACACCAAAUAUGCUCGGAUCCUGGCUUUCCUGCAGUCCAAAGCUCGCUUUGUCACCGAACCCAUCUUCACCACUCUGGGAUCGCUCCCAGAACCGGACUUCUCCUACCAGCUUCACCCAGCUCCGGAGUGCCCGGCUCACAGUCCCAAUGAGUCUAUGUUUCAGCAGGGAUCCGGGGCUCCGUUUUCCUGGCAUGGUCCUGCCAGAAGCCCCACCAUCCCUUACCUUCCCAACGCAGCAAUGCCCCUCCCUAACCCCGGUCAGCAACGCAACUCUUUCCUGUCGUCAGUUCAAGGUCUGGACAGACACUAUCUCAACCUGAUCGGCCAUUCCCACUCCAGCACCUUCAGUCUGCCCCACGGCCAGCAUCCCCCCUCUGUGCUAUAGAGACUCGGCCUGCAGGCUGCAUAUUUAUGUCGGGGAAAGAGUACGUUAUCCACAGUCGCAUACACCAUACAUUCACUUAGUAAGCGCUAGUGUACAAAUGUAAAUACAUAUGAUUGUGAAGUUAUAGCUCGGAAUAAAUUAUCACUGGGGAAGAUUAAGGAUGUUUCCAGC